This is a messenger RNA of Macaca mulatta (Rhesus monkey), 2085 nucleotides long. Lineage: Eukaryota; Metazoa; Chordata; Mammalia; Primates; Cercopithecidae. The record is from RefSeq and is a predicted model, not a curated record.
CUGGGUUGCUGCUGGCCAGCUUUACUCCCAGAAAGAACAUUGUGGUGGGUAUGGCAGGGCUCGCGUGCUUAGGCACUUGCUGCAUCCUGGAGGCAUCUUUCCCGGAGGGCAGCCAGCAUCUGGGGAAAUUCUAUGUAACAUGAAGCCAUUUAAAACCGUCACAGAUUUCUGCCAGGUGUGGAGGCUCACACCUGUAAUUCCAGCACUUCGGGAGGCUGAGCAUGAUCUCCUUCUGUCCAGACUGUGGCAAAAGUAUCCAAGCGGCAUUCAAGUUCUGCCCCUACUGUGGAAAUUCUCUGCCCACAGAGGAGGAGCAUGUGGGGUCCGAAACCUCUGUCAGUUCACAUGUGUCAUCCUUCCGAGCCAGCCUGGACUCCCCUGCUUGGAGGAGAUAUAUGUGCAGCCUGCCUGCUUGGCACCUGCAGGCUCAAAGAGAGGGCUGAACUCCAGUUUUGAAACCUCUCCUAAGAAAGUGAAGUGGUCCAGCACCGUCACCUCUCCCCGAUUAUCCCUAUUCUCAGAUGGUGACAGUUCUGAGUCUGAAGAUACUCUGAGUUCCUCUGAGAGAUCCAAAGGCUCCGGGAGCAGACCCCCAACCCCCAAAAGCAGCCCUCAGAAGACCAGGAAGAGCCCUCAGAAGACCAGCUGCAGCCCUCAGAAGACCAAGCAGAGCCCUCAGAAGACCAGCUGCAGCCCUCAGACGCUGAAGCGGAGCCCUCAGACGCUGAAGCGGAGCCGGGUGACCACCUCACUUGAAGCUUUGCCCACAGGGACAGUGCUGACAGACAAGAGUGGGCGACAGUGGAAGCUGAAGUUCCUCCAGACCAGGGACGACCAGGGCAUUCUCUAUGAAGCUGCACCCACCUCCGCCCUCGCCUGUGACUCGGAACUCCAGAAGCAAAAGUUCUCGCUCAAACUGGAUGCCAAGGAUGGGCGCUUGUUCAAUGAGCAGAACUUCUUCCAGCGGGCCGCCAAGCCUCUGCAAGUCAACAAGUGGAAGAAGCUGUACUCGACCCCGCAACUGGCCGUCCCUACCUGCAUGGGUUUCGGUGUUCACCAGGACAAAUACAGGUUCUUGGUGUUACCCAGCCUGGGGAGGAGCCUUCAGUCGGCCCUGGAUGUCAGCCCAGAGCAUGUGCUGUCAGAGAGGUCUGUGCUGCAGGUGGCCUGCCGGCUGCUGGAUGCCCUGGAGUUCCUCCAUGAGAAUGAGUAUGUUCAUGGAAAUGUGACAGCUGAAAAUAUCUUUGUGGAUCCAGAGGACCGGAGUCAGGUGACCUUGGCAGGCUAUGGCUUCGCCUUCCGCUAUUGCCCGAGUGGCAAACAUGUGGCCUACGUGGAAGGCAGCAGGAGCCCUCACGAGGGGGACCUUGAGUUCAUUAGCAUGGACCUGCACAAGGGAUGCGGGCCCUCCCGCCGCAGCGACCUCCAGAGCCUGGGCUACUGCAUGCUGAAGUGGCUCUACGGGUUUCUGCCAUGGACAAACUGCCUUCCUAACACUGAGGACAUCAUGAAGCAAAAACAGAAGUUUACUGAUAAGCCGGGGCCCUUUGUGGGACCCUGCGGUCAUUGGAUCAGACCCUCAGAGACCCUGCAGAAUUACCUGAAGGUGGUGAUGGCCCUCAAGUACGAGGAGAAGCCGCCCUACGCCGUGCUGAGGAACAACCUAGAAGCUCUGCUGCAGGAUCUGCGUGUGUCCCCAUAUGACCCCAUUGGCCUCCCGAUGGUGCCCUAGGUGGAAUCCAGGUGGGAAGAGCUUAAUUUUCCAUUUGCAGUGUGCAACAGAAAGAAAAAAAAAAUGAAGCAAUGUGACUCAAGGCCUGCUGUUUAAUCACAGAUAAGCUUCUAGAACAAGCCCUGGAAUGUGCAUUCCUGCCACUGGUUUCGGGAUACUCAUCAGUCCUGAUUAGCCUCAGGGAGACCCCCCGUUUCCCUCCAGUGAAUGUGAAGUUCCCCGUCUGGGUGGCCUGCCCUUCAGCCAGUGUCCUAGCAAAGCUGGAUGGGGUUGGGCCGGCCCCCAGGGGGGACCCCUGCUACCCUUGACACCUCUGUGCUUUGGUAAUAAAUUUUUUACCAGAGCUUAAGGAA